This is a messenger RNA of Aspergillus homomorphus CBS 101889, 2133 nucleotides long. Its product is annotated as putative G1/S-specific cyclin Pcl5. Gene Ontology annotation, molecular function: cyclin-dependent protein serine/threonine kinase regulator activity; protein kinase binding. Gene Ontology annotation, biological process: regulation of cyclin-dependent protein serine/threonine kinase activity. Gene Ontology annotation, cellular component: cyclin-dependent protein kinase holoenzyme complex; nucleus. NCBI's taxonomy places the organism in Eukaryota, Fungi, Ascomycota, Eurotiomycetes, Eurotiales, Aspergillaceae. The transcript is spliced from 2 exons. The record is from RefSeq and is a predicted model, not a curated record. The coding region runs from base 1 to 2133 and encodes 710 amino acids.
AUGUCAGGGAUUGACGUUUUGGGUUUGAAGGAUCCAAACCCGAACUUUCAAAUCAGAGCUGCCUAUGCGCACCCCUACGCAUCGUCGGCCUCUUCCUCCGCCUCCUCCUCCACCUCUUCCGUCUUCUCGCUGGAUGGCGUGUCCGCCCAAAGCUCGGUCUCCUCUGCCGCCACCCUGCCGGUGGACGUGAUCUGGGAACAUGAGGGGGAAUACCAGGCUGGAGGAAGGGGCCUCGUCGCGGUGGGCGCGCGUGGUGGCUUGAGGGGAAACGUUCCCCGAGCGACGGAGUCGACUGUGGUCCCGCCCGAGUUACGUAAGCAUCCCCGGCGGACCAACAGUGCGACUCAGGCCAACGGCGCAUCUUGCACGCGGCCUCCGCCCUGUCUUUUGAGGCAGUCGGAGCGGAAGGUCAACUUCGUCGAUAACCUUGUCGUAUCGGAGCUAAGAACCACCCUUGAAGAUACCGCGUCGCAGAUCGUCGAGGCCAUCUGGCCCUUAUCCGCCGUGUCGCUCCGGAGUGAUUCGACGACUGGGUGCAAAGGCGUGCUGCCCCUCCGCACUUUCAUCCAAGAGACACUCCGUCGCUCGCGCACGAGCUACAGCACGUUGCAGGUGGCGUUGUACUACUUGAUCAAGAUCAAGUCGCACGUGCCCAACCACGAUUUGACGCAAGACCAGAUCCGCGGCAAGUCUGCGUGCCGGGCCAUGCAAUGCGGGCGACGCAUGUUUUUGGCGGCCUUGAUUCUCGCCUCGAAAUACCUUCAGGACCGCAACUACUCCGCGCGCGCCUGGAGCAAGAUCUCCGGCUUGAACACCGCCGAAAUCAACCAGAACGAGCUGAUGUUCCUCGAAGCCGUGAGCUGGAGACUUCACAUCCCUGAGUCGCUCUUCCAGCGGUGGACGGACAUUGUGCUGCGUUUUACCCCGGGCGCAAGUAGUCUGCCCGCUGACGAUGGCCACUGCUGGCGGACGAUCAUCCCCAAGCUCACCCCGGAGCUGGACGACUUUGACGCCAGCCCUGUGACGCCUUCCAGCAUGGGAACCUACGAUACUCGCUCCGUGGCCGAGUCGCCUUCCCCUCGGGGCACCUCGAUCCGUAGGGUCUUGCCCCGGCUUCCUACGCAUGACUCCAUCACUCUACCCCCAUUGGCUUUGGAAUCGAUGGUCCAACGCGAGAACUCUCUGCCGUCUCUUCCUCCCAUGCCGCAGCCCCAGAUGCUGCCGACGCCCCAGUUGACACCCCAGUCGAGCAUCGCCUCCACUCCUGCAGUGAGUGCUGGCGGUAUUGCUGCACACCGGCGGUAUAUGCAAACUGCUAUGUCGCAGGCACAGAGUAUGUGCACGGCGCGGUCUGUCUACGACCAGCGGCCGCCGCUAUCGCUUUGUCCUAAGGCUAGCACGUUUGACGGUUACCCCAGCCUGGUACGCCGGUCUUCCCUGGCUCGCUCGGCUUCGUCCACCUCGUCUCCGGACUCGAUGGUGUCGGACGUGUCGUCUCUGUCCUCGCAGUCCUCGCGGUCGUCCUCUAUGUCGUCGUGCUCCUCGGUCACUGGGGCUUCGUCCUUGCCUCCUCUGGCGGUGCAAGCUACGCUCCGAUGCACUGGCAACUCCUGGAAGGAGGGUCGGAAGAACCUGACUAUUGUGUCUCCUCCCGAUGAAACUUCGCUUGGUCAUAUCUACAGCUCGCCCGAGAGCUACACUGGUCCCAUCGGCCAGGCCCCGGAUCUCUCCGGUUACUCGCUGGAGAACCCGAUCGAUCUGACGUCUACGCAUGAGGCGGCUCAAAGCCUGUGUGAGCUGUCUGGGGCCACUGCCCGUCCGCACCAACCCCUGAGCCAAGGGCGCAAGCGCGGUCGCACCGGAUCGGAGGACAUGUUGCUGCAGGGUCAAGUGCGUCAGCUGGCCAAGGCUAGUGCACGGGCUGACGGGUCUGUGCUACAUGACGGCACUCUUGCGGAUCUGUUCAUGCGAUCUGGGCCCGGCGCAUCGCAGUCACUCUCCUUGUCGCAGUUGCACGCUUUGCACCAGCAGGCACCGCUGUCCGGCCCCGCCGGGAUGAAACGCGCGUGCUGCGGUAGCGAAGCUCGCAAGGUUGCACUUCACCCAAGCAUGCGGGCAGACUACUUGGGAUAA